AUGAAGCCCGAAACUGAAAACGAGUUAUGCCAUAUUUUGCUGACAGAGCUGCUAGCCUAUCAGUUUGCUUGGCCUGUCAGAUGGAUUGAGACCCAAGAUGUCUUGUUGAAUCAAUUUCAGGCGGAAAGACUAAUCGAAAUUGGACCGCAACCAAUCCUGGCAAACAUGGCCAAAAGAACACUUGGUCAAGCUGCAAACUACGAAAAUGCCACAUCCAUAGCGGCACGCCGGCAAGUACUCUCUGUAGCUACGAGCAUGGAUGAAAUCACUUACCGGUACGAUCCGCCCGUGAAAGAUGAGGCAACUGGAGGCGCUGGCGCCCUAGAGGAGCCUGCAAGGACCAAAAUCGACGUCUGCGCCAUGGUCGAGAGUGUAAACAUUGACGUUAACCAACCGGCACAGCAAGCAGCCCAAACCUCACUACAGCAGUUUGCUGAUGCACCAGGUAUUACCCCGGACCUGGCUCUCAGGUUUCUCAUCUCUCGCAAAAUGAACAACUUCGAUAUACAGUCGUUGCCAGUGGACAAGUCCAUCAAAGAGAUUUGCAAUGGAAAAUCAACCCUUCAAAACGAAAUAGUGGGCGACCUUGGCAAAGAGUUUCCAGAGCUGCAAAGCGCUCACCAAAUUGAGGAGAUGCCUAUUAAUUCGAUAUCAAAAGAAGCUGCGCUAUCCUGCGAGCCACCAAACGAGUUUGGUCCGUUAACUGUUGAUGCUGUCUCUAAAUUUAUGCCUCGCAAAUUUGCAGGGGACCUCUGCAGCUUAAGUAACGUCAAGCAGUAUUUGAAGACGACAUGGAAUGUCCAAACAAGCUCUGGUAUACUGUUGUUCAUGGCAUCUGCAGAUCUAAAGGAACGGCUUUCUACCGAGGAAGAGACCAAACGGUUCAUCGAUGAAAGCUGUGCAGCGUAUGCUAAAAUGUGCAACGUCAACCUCACUGUAAGAAGUUCCAAAGCCUCAGGUCCGGACGGGGGAAUUCCAGCUGAAGAUUCUGAGGCUGAGAAAAUAAAAGUCGUUGAUAUUGAGAAUUAUUUGGCCUUUGAAAGUGAUCUGUUGCAAUUGCAUAACCAACAACACCAGAUAUUGACCCAGCAUUUGAAAACGUCUGAUGGAAAAUCUGAGAUUGACAUGUUAAAAGCAAAAUUGGCAAAAAUGGAAGGGAAACUGUCUGCAAUCGAGGAAGAGUUUGGGGCCGACCUCAUCAACAAUUCCUUGCAGCAAUCAUUUUCACCUCUGAAAAUUAGAAAUUUCGACUCUGCUUGGAACUGGGCAAGGCAGUCCAUCCUCAUGCUGCUUCAGGCUGCGCACAGGGAACCCCAAAGAUUAGCACAAAUUUUAAACCCAACUAUUGUUCAGAAUAUUGCAAAUAGGGCCGACGCAAGUGUGAUCAGAAUCAUACAGUACUCAUUGAAUAACAAUGAUUAUGACCCAGUCGUGAAAAGAACGUUUGAAAAAGUGAUCAGUUUCUGCUUGCAAGAGAUCUCAAAAUCACCGCUUUACCGUGUAAAGAACUUUGAUUCCACUCAGUCUAGACUUCUAUGUCACUCGCAAAACUCAACUCAGUACAUCAAAGAGAUAUCUUUGGCCACGGCGGCCUCUACCACAGAGCCUUCAUCAUUUUCCACACGUUUAAACAGCGACAUGAGCAGCUACUACAAAAUUGAGAAACAGCUAUUUCAAGUGUAUUCGAAAAUUAUCCAGUAUUCAUUGACAUCGAAUAAUUCACCUUCUAGUAUACGGUCGCAAUUCGAAACCGUCUACGAACAGUUGCUAAUUUUCCUCAGAAAUUCUGAUCAUGUAGCGUCAUUCUUCAGAGGUAUCGUCAAUGAAGCUGUACGGUCCGUCAACAAGACGUUGAUAACAACAAAAGACGAUGAUCUAGAUGUUGUCAUCAAUGAUAGUGAGAUUCUGUCAUCCGAUGAUGAAGAUGAAGAUCCCAAACAUGCGGAAAAGAAUCAGGUUGCACCCAACGUCAAGAUUCCUACUGGUAUCGUACCAUUUCUUCAUCUAAAAAAGAGAUCCAAUGUAUCCGGAGAGUGGAACUACGAUAAGCAGCUUACACAAACGUAUCUCAACAAUUUGGCAAGAAUAGCACAAAACGGUAUUUCCUUUUUCAAUAAAAGGACGUUGAUCUUUGCAACGGACGCCAAGGACAAAAUCGCUUUGGAGGUCAUACGCGCUCUUCUACAAGCGGGUUCAAUAGUUGUGAUUGCCAGCGAACGUUUUGAUCGCGAAACAUGUGAAAUCUUUCAGAAGUGCUAUCAGAAUUACGGGGCUACCGGGUCAGAGCUGACCGUCCUUCCAUUGAAUAUGAGCUCCAGAAUUGACGUGUCGAGGUUUUCGGCGCAUUUGUUUUCCAAGGUUGGCGACAUAGACUUUUUUUUGCCGUUGCACGUUAGAACAACUCCAGGAUCAAUACUUGACUAUACUUCUGGUGCAGAGCUUGCGCAUAGAUCCUCAAGCGUUAACUUGCUGCGAUUCCUGGGCAGUAUUGUGAGGGAGAAGAGACUACUUGGCAUAGAAACAAGGCCCACGCAUGUCCUCUUGCCGCUAUCACCUAAUCACGCAAAUGUGUAUGAGAAAUCUAACUUCAGAGAUACGUUCAUGGCUCUGGUUCUUCAAAAGUGGUACGACGAAGAUUGGUCUGCCGAAUUGAGUAUCUGCGGUUGCGUAUAUGGAUGGACUCAUGAUGAUGAUGGUGACGUCAUUGCGCAAGGCUUGGAGAGAAUGGGUAUUCGUACAUUCGCAAACAAGGAAAUGGCAUUCAACAUGCUAGGACUCUUGACUUAUGAUGUGGUGUUCAAUUCUCAAGAUAGUCCAUUGAUUGCAGAUUUAAAUGGAGGUUUGCAAACUCUACCGAACCUGAGCUCACUUGUAGCUAAGCUCAAACAUGACUUCCAAUCGAGGGAGAAGAUCGAAGAGGCUGUAAGCAACCAGCAUUUGUCUGACAAAAAGCUUCUUGGUUAUAGCUCCGUCCAAUACACAGAAGUUAAACCUAGGGGAACUGGGCAUCUGCAGUUUCCAGCUCUUCUGCCCUACAAUGAACUCAGUGACAAAUUCCAUGGCGAAAAUCUGGCAGGGCUUCUUGAUCUAUCGAGCGUUGUUGUCGUAACCGGGUUUGGAGAGCUCGGACCAUGGGGAAGUGCAAGAACACGCUGGGAAAUCGAAAAAAAUGAAACUUUCUCUUUGGAGGGAUGUAUUGAAAUGGCAGCUAUCAUGGGUAUGAUUGAGUACUCCAAGAUUGACGACGGCAAGGGUUGGGUUGAUUGCGAGACGCGAGAACCAGUUGAAGAAUUCGAAAUCAAGGAAAAAUACGAAAGUCGAAUUCAGGAACAUUGUGGAAUAAGAUUUGUAGAGCCCGAGCUCUUUCAAGGUUAUGACCCACAUAAAAAGCAGUUUCUCCACGAAAUUGUAUUGACCCAUGACCUAAGUCCGGUUACAAUGUCACUCGAGCAAGCGGAACAAUACAAGCUGCUUCACGAAGACAAAGUUGAAAUCUACCCUGCGAACAACGAAAGCGAGUGCAGAAUUAAGUUUUUAAAGGGAUGCUGCCUCAUGAUUCCAAAGGCAAUUAAGUCGGAUCGAUUUGUGGCUGGUCAAAUCCCCACUGGGUGGGAUCCGGCCUCCUUUGGUAUUCCGGAUGACAUAGUUUCUCAAGUCGACCCGGUUACGCUUUACGCCUUGGUCGCGACGGCAGAGGCGCUUAUAACAUCCGGCAUUAAAGACCCAUAUGAGUUUUACAAAUAUGUUCACGUCUCGGAAGUUGGGAACUGUUCAGGCUCAGGUCUCGGUGGUAUGAAAUCCCAUCGUGAAAUGCAGAAGAAUCGCUUCAAGGAUCAGGAUGUCCAAUCUGAUAUCCUGCCCGAGACUUUUGCCAACGUAACGGCUGCUUGGAUCAACAUGUUACUUUUGUCAUCCUCGGGGCCAAUAAAAACACCUGUUGGUGCGUGCGCCACUGCUGUUGAGUCCCUUGAAAAUGCAGUUGAAACUAUUCUCUCCAAGAAAGCUAGAAUUUGCAUUGCUGGUGGAUGUGAUGACUUUGAGGAACACAUUGCUCAUGAAUUUGGAAAUAUGGGAGCAACUUCUAACUCAGCAAUGGAACUAGAGCGCGGAAGAGAGCCUAGCGAAAUGUGUAGACCGGCUACCUCGACUCGUAAUGGUUUCAUGGAAUCACAAGGUGCAGGGAUGCAAAUUUUGAUGUCCGCAGAUCUUGCAAUUGAGAUGGGUGUUCCGAUCUACGGAGUAGUCGCAAUGGCAUCCACGGCAUCUGACAAAAUCGGAAAAUCUCUUCCUGCACCGGGCCAAGGUAUAUUAACAUGUGCAAGGCAAACCAACGCCAAACCAACUAGGGAAAGCCCAAAGUUGAGCGCUAAGUACAGACAACAUCAACUAAGUCAGCGUUUGACAGAGAUCAAACAAUGGGCCGAGACUGAGAUUGCCGAGGGAAUGGAUGCUGACUUUGUUGAUCAACUUGCCAAAACUCAGCGGGAAGAGGCUAAAAAACACUGGGGUAACACUUUUUGGCACAAUGAUUCCAGCAUCUCCCCAAUCAAAGGCUGUCUUGCUACGUUUGGGUUGACAAUUGAUGACCUUGCUGUUGCUUCCUGUCACGGAACGUCCACGAAAGCCAAUGAAAAGAACGAGUCUCAAAUAUUGAACACCAUGAUGACGCAUUUGGGAAGAACAGAAGGAAACCCAGUUCUCACGGUUUUCCAAAAAUACCUGACCGGCCAUCCAAAAGGUGCCGCUGGAGCAUGGAUGGCCAACGGAGUUUUGCAAUAUAUGCAAGAUGGUUUGGUGCCAGGGAAUAGAAAUGCAGACAAUAUCGACAAAGAAUUUGCCCAGCAUGAUCAUCUAAUAUAUCCUUCUGAGAAUUUGAACGUCGGCACAAUCAGAGCCGCUUGCUUGACAUCAUUUGGGUUUGGCCAAAAGGGCUCCAUGGCAGUUAUGGUUAAUCCUAACUUUGCUCUGGCUGCGCUUUCUGGGCAGCAAUAUCAGGAAUACACUACUAAAGUGACCAAGAGAGCCAGGGAAGCUCAACGUCAUUUCUCCGAUGCUCUCAUCAACCACACAAUAUGCUCUAUCAAGAGUAGAAGUCCUUUCAGCGACAAGGACGAGGAGAAUGUCUACUUAGACCCGUCUUCAAGAGCUGACGACACACUCAAAAUUAGCAUCACUUAA
This is a messenger RNA of Lachancea meyersii CBS 8951, 5178 nucleotides long. Lineage: Eukaryota; Fungi; Ascomycota; Saccharomycetes; Saccharomycetales; Saccharomycetaceae. The record is from the annotation of a GenBank genome assembly.